This is a messenger RNA of Leptinotarsa decemlineata (Colorado potato beetle), 1612 nucleotides long. RefSeq names its product juvenile hormone esterase. Lineage: Eukaryota; Metazoa; Arthropoda; Insecta; Coleoptera; Chrysomelidae. The record is from RefSeq and is a predicted model, not a curated record.
UAAAUGAAUAAAAUGUACAUGAAAACUAUCAUACUGGUCACAUGUAUCGUAAAUAGUUUGCAAAAAUCAUCCAUCAAUAUUAGGGAUAGGUCGAGUGAGGGAGAUCCCAUCGUGACAAUUGAAGAUGGUAAAAUUCGUGGCCGUCAUGAUGAAACAGUUGACUUGAAGAAACCAUAUAUAACAUUCCAGGGAAUACCUUAUGCAAAACCACCUUUGGGCAAUUUGAGAUUCAGUCUGACUCAAAAAAAAGCAGUUAUGGUGUUCAUUUACGGUGGAUCAUUCGUCCUUGGAAAUUCAUCUUAUUCUCAAUACCCACCUGAUUGGUUACUUGAAGCCGACGUGGUUUACGCAUCGUUCAAUUAUCGCGUGGGAGUUUUUGGAUUCAUUAGUACUCUCGACGAAGUAGCUCCUGGAAACAUAGGCCUCAAAGAUCAAUGUCUAGCACUGAAAUGGGUAAAACAUAAUAUCGAUCGCUUUGGCGGCGAUCCUAAUAGAAUAACCAUUUUUGGGGAAAGCGCUGGAUCUGCUUCAGUCUCUUACCAACUACAAUCUACUUGUGCAAGAGGAGCAUAUAACAGGGCCAUUCUGCAAAGUGGAACUUCUUUAUGUCUCUGGGCACUACACAGAAGAGCUAAAAGAACAGCCCAUGACAUUGCAAGAUUUUUCCAUGUAGAUUCAUGGAACACAAGUAGGAUACUUGAAGGGCUGAGGAAAGUUGACUACAAAACUUUACAACAAGUUUCCAUUGGAAUAGCGUCGAGAAUAGCCUUAGAGAAUCCGCUAGCAGGAAUACAAUUUGGUCCAGUCAUAGAACCAUAUCACAAUGGCGCUUUCUUUUACAACUAUAGUGAGAAAGGUUUAUCUGAAGGUUAUUUCGAUCAUGUUCCUACAAUAAUAGGAGUGAACUCGAAUGAAGGAGCUGCAACAGGAUCGAUACCAGCACUGAUUCGAUUGUAUUUAUUGAAAUAUGACAUACAGUUUAAGCUUCUUGCCCCAGAGGAUCUCACAAAAUAUCUUCUGGAUCGAAGAAUAGCUGCAUUGGCUAUAAAAACGCGUUACUUCAACAUAUUUCCGUUGAGCAUACAAACUGAGUCCGUUAUCAAAUUCAUCAGUGAUGAUCAAUUCAAUAGACCGGUUCUUAGAACAGCAGGGAAUAUGGCAAAAUAUUCCCCUGUAUAUUUUUAUGUAUUUUCCUAUGAAGGACGUCUAGGUGGUGUAGAACAACGGACAGUUCCAGGAGUACGUCAUACUGAAGACCUCGGAUAUAUAUUCAGAGGGUUUCCAACAAGAAUUAAUAACAUUUCUGAAAGUGACAAAUUAACGAGCAACAGAAUUAUCAAAUUAUGGACGAACUUUGCUAAAUAUGGAAAUCCAACUCAUCAAAAUGAUUCGGUGCUUCAAAAUGUAAUUUGGCCAUUGUCUUCAUCAAUUUCAAAUAGUCUUGUUUACUUGAAUAUCAGUGCAAAUUUGGAGAUUGGAAUAAACCCUUUCCACGAUAACAUGAAGUUUUAUGAAAAAGAAAUAUACGGAAAAUAUGGCCAACCACCUUACGAUACUUAUUGAUAUUGUUAUACGAUUUUAUGGAAUCAAUUAAAUAUUUCAAACCAAUCAA